AACUUCAAAGCGAUUAAAGCAAUCAAAGGCUUGCUAUAAAAAUUGCACUAAAUUUUCCAAAAAAAAAUAUAUAUAUAUUAUUAAGUAAAAUGACCUCGUUUUCAUUAGAAUAAAAUAAUUUSGAAUAUGUUAAGCAAAUAUUCGUGCUUAAAGCCAAAACGCGCUUUUGUUGUGUGAAAGCACUCAAGUACGCCUACGGUGUUACAUAAGGUGGUCUGUGAAAAAAUUGAAGUGUUUUCCAGAAGCUACUAGCUAUAAAGCAAUAAUGAAAAUAUAAUAGUAAUUAUUGUGGAUGCGAGUUUGAAAUUGGCAUUGGUAAAUAGUACUUUCGCAUAUAAAAAUUGCUCAAUUUUACAUAAAAUAUACGUUUCGUUAUGGAAUAUCAAAUAUUUCUCUUGGUAAUAUUUUCAAUAUGUUUAGAGAAAUUCACAACGGGCGAAUACCAGCAAAGCUUGGCGAUAACAGAUAUUUUGCCCGAGGACAUAAAACGAUAUGAUAAAAUGCGUCCACCCAAAAAGGAUGGACAACCAACAAUYGUUUAUUUUCACGUCACCGUAAUGGGUCUCGAUUCGAUCGACGAGAACUCUAUGACAUAUGUUGCGGAUGUGUUUUUUGCACAAACCUGGAAGGAUCAUCGCUUGCGACUGCCCGAGAACAUGACACAAGAGUACCGAUUACUAGAAGUCGAUUGGCUAAAGAAUAUGUGGCGACCGGAUUCUUUCUUCAAAAAUGCCAAAUCAGUGACUUUUCAAACCAUGACAAUUCCCAAUCACUACAUGUGGUUGUACAAGGAUAAGACCAUACUUUAUAUGGUGAAGCUAACACUGAAAUUGUCAUGCAUUAUGAAUUUCGCCAUUUAUCCACAUGAUACACAAGAAUGCAAACUGCAGAUGGAAAGUUUGUCACACACAACAGAUGAUAUGAUCUUUCAGUGGGAUCCUACGACGCCUUUAGUAGUAGAUGAAAAUAUUGAAUUGCCGCAAGUGGCGCUGAUACGAAAUGAAACGGCAGAUUGCACUCAAGUGUAUUCGACGGGCAAUUUCACUUGUCUCGAGGUCGUUUUCACGCUCAAACGUCGCCUUGUCUACUAUGUUUUCAACACAUAUAUACCGACUUGUAUGAUUGUUAUAAUGUCUUGGGUCUCGUUUUGGAUCAARCCGGAAGCUGCGCCAGCGCGUGUUACAUUAGGCGUCACCUCGCUGUUGACCUUGUCCACGCAACAUGCGAAGUCGCAAUCAUCUCUGCCGCCGGUUUCCUACUUAAAGGCGGUCGAUGCAUUCAUGUCCGUUUGUACGGUGUUUGUUUUUAUGGCGCUAAUGGAAUAUUGCCUAAUAAAUAUUGUGUUGAGUGAUACGCCCAUACCGAAACCAAUGGCUUAUCCGCCGAAACCUGUGCCGGAGGGUGCGAAAAAAGAACCAGAAAAGCCGCCAGCCACAGCUCCYACACCGGCACCAGUGAUCACACCCGCCAAAGUGGUGCCGGACGAAAAGAUAGAGAAAAUUGAGAAAAUAUUCGACGAAAUGACCAAAAAUAAGCGGGUUGUGCACACACGUCGUGUUGUUCGACCGCCACUCGACGCCGAUGGUCCUUGGAUACCGCGUCAAGAAUCGCGCAUAAUACUCACYCCAACUAUUGCGCCACCACCGCCGCCGCCACCGCCAGARCCUGAGCCGCCUAAACCAAAGCUGACGCCACAGCAAGAGCGUCURAAGCGUGCCAUUUAUAUUGAUCGCACAUCGAGGGUACUCUUCCCGGCGCUCUUCGCCGGUCUCAACGCCAUCUAUUGGAUCAUAUUUUAUGAAUAUCUAUAAGCACAAACCGACAUACUUAUGGUAUAUACCAAAUGUACAGYUGCUGUGGCUCAUCUACAUACAUACAUACAUACAUAUGUACAUACAAAUGCAUUCUCCUCUGCAAUUGAGAGGCGAAUGAUGAGUAUGUUUUGUGGUUUUAACUCAACUCGUUAGUUUAAGUGGCAUAUACAGUAAUAUUUAAAUAUAUGUAUGUACGAGUAACUGUAAACAAAGAAUAUGAAAAAUAUGUAGAUAAUGUUGUAGUGUUAAUGAACGGAAAUAGAAAAUUUUAUUCAAAUCAAUUUGCCAAAGCAAGUUCAUCAAAUCUAGUAUGUGUAUGUACAUACUUAUAUAGUAAAUAAUAUAUGUAUGUAUGUUAACUAGCGGUAAUAUGUAUAAAUACUUCUAUAAGCUUGAAAUAAGUUAAUGAGCAGCGCGCUCUUUGUGAAAUUCUUAUAUUCUUAAAUAAUAAAGCCUUAAAUUUUCAAAUUGUAUAAUUUGUGAAACAUUUUUAUUUCUUACAAACACUUCACAUUGAUUGGUAAACCGUAAAAAUCCUAACGGCGUAUAUUUAUUAUAAGAUCUAAAUUAACAUGAGUAAC
Molecule: messenger RNA, 2395 nt
Organism: Bactrocera latifrons
Lineage: Eukaryota; Metazoa; Arthropoda; Insecta; Diptera; Tephritidae
Gene: ort
Product: glycine receptor subunit alpha-4
Exons: 6
Coding region: 375-1811 (478 amino acids)
Biological process (GO): chemical synaptic transmission; nervous system process; regulation of membrane potential
Cellular component (GO): synapse; membrane; neuron projection
Molecular function (GO): chloride channel activity; neurotransmitter receptor activity; transmembrane signaling receptor activity
Source: RefSeq, a predicted model, not a curated record